GUAGUACCAAUACUUUAAACUGUUGUUCGGAGGUCUCCUCAAUAGCUCCCCAAGAGCAGCCACACGAAAAACUUCCUCAAAACUUUCGGAAAUUCACUGAUGAGUCUGAACAUAUAACGAGUUGAUCGAACGCACCAUUGAUCACCCGCCAUCACCACCGCCUGCUUACAAGCGAAGAGUCAUUUGAGAAUCGACAUCAAAAAGAAAGCUUCAACAUGGUUGUGAAGCGCUUCCAACCUUUCUUUGCCGCACUCACCUUGCUGUCUCCUUUCAUCCCCAUUCUUGCGCUCGAGAUUCCAACACUUCCCGGAUCUUGGACAUAUCGAGGAUGCUACACGUGAAAAAAAAAUCCCCCUCAAACCUGUAGAACAAUUCCUGUGGUGGCCCGAGCUAACAGUUGAUUGGAUUUUACAGCGAGGUAGGAAGAACCCUCAAUGGAGCGAGCUACACGAAUACCACUGCCAUGACAGAUGAAUCGUGCAUCAAAUACUGUAGCGACAGAGGCUUCAUUUAUGCUGGAACUCAGUACAGUUCUCAAUGCUUUUGCGCAAGUAGCAUCGCACCCGGUGCCACCGUUUCCAACACACCAUCAGAUUGCAACAUGCCCUGCACCGGAAACCAGACCCAGCCUUGCGGGGGCGUGAAUAGACUCAGUAUAUUCUGGAGUGGUGUCAGUGGACCUCAGACCAACCCUGGUGCUGGAAACUGGAAGAUCGUAGGCUGCUACACUGAAGGUGUCACUGGUCGUGUUCUGCCAAAUGGUGUUCCUACAGCUGGUGGUCCAGGUGCCUUGACAGUUGAUCUUUGUACGGCAGCUUGUCAAAAUGGAAACUAUUUGCUUGCUGGCGUGGAAUAUUCUCAACAAUGCUGGUGUGGUAACUCCUUCGCAAAUGGCGGCAUGGUUGCACCCACGACCCCAGAUGGGCUCUCUGGCUGUAAUAUGCUUUGUGCUGGAAAUCUCUCAGAAUAUUGUGGUGGUGGCAAUCGUCUCAAUAUUUAUAACUUCAACAACGCCAUCGCAACCAUCACAGCAUCUGCACCAGCUGCUACCGGUACAGGACCAGCAAUCAAACCCACCAUUGGACCGUAUACGUAUUACGGCUGCCAAACAGAAGGAACAACUGCGCGAGCAUUAGCUGGAGCAGCUACCGCAAGCGAUAGCAUGACACUAGAGAUGUGUGAGAAUUUCUGUGCAGCUGGAAGCUUUGCACUCUUCGGUGUCGAAUAUGGACGUGAAUGCUACUGCGCGAACUACUUCUCGGCUGGAUCCGUGGCCGCUAACAACACUGAGUGCUCAUUCACUUGCCCAGGUAACAUUUACGAAUACUGCGGAGCUGGAAACCGCCUCAGUGUGUAUCAGCUCACUUGAGCACUUCUCGGUGUGGGCGACGUUGCAGCCGGCGGAGAAGUGGGAUGGGGUUGUUCAUGUUUUCUCGCUGUAUUGAUGUGGUUCAAAUUCUUCGAUAAUUCAGUUACAUCUGUUUCUGUAAUCAAUUCAUGGUAUUUCUAGGUCGC
Molecule: messenger RNA, 1515 nt
Organism: Cadophora gregata
Lineage: Eukaryota; Fungi; Ascomycota; Leotiomycetes; Helotiales; Ploettnerulaceae
Exons: 6
Coding region: 464-1369 (301 amino acids)
Cellular component (GO): plasma membrane
Source: RefSeq, a predicted model, not a curated record